CCCGAGCUGCAGUGGCGCUGCGGGCAGCAGGUACUGUGUGCGCCCAGCCGCUGGCCUCAAGCGUACUGAGGAUCCUGCCAGCGCCGCACCUGCCCGCCCGGUCCUCGGGCUGUCGCAGCGCGGGGACCACCCUACUGGGAGCUGCCGCUGACAUGAGCGCAGUGUCGCAGCCCCAGGCUGCUCAUGCCCCACUGGAGAAGCCGGCCAGCACUGCGAUCCUGUGUAACACCUGUGGGAAUGUGUGCAAGGGAGAGGUGCUGCGUGUGCAGAACAAGUACUUCCACAUUAGGUGCUUCGUGUGCAAAGCGUGUGGCUGUGACCUGGCUGAGGGUGGCUUCUUCGUGAGGCAGGGUGAGCACAUUUGCACACGUGACUACCAGCGGCUCUAUGGCACUCGCUGCUUCAGCUGUGACCGCUUCAUUGAAGGCGAAGUGGUGUCGGCGCUUGGGAAGACCUACCACCCUGACUGCUUCGUGUGUGCUGUCUGCAGGCUGCCCUUUCCUCCUGGGGACCGUGUGACCUUCAACGGGAAGGAGUGUGUGUGCCAGAAGUGUUCCCCACCCACAUUGCUGGGCAACAGUGCUCACGUGGCCCAGGGCCUCCGGAGUUGUGGGGGCUGUGGCUUAGAAAUCAAGAAUGGCCAGGCCCUGGUGGCUUUGGACAAGCACUGGCACUUGGGAUGCUUCAAGUGCAAGACUUGUGGGAAACUCCUCAAUGCAGAGUACAUCAGCAAGGAUGGGCUGCCCUACUGCGAGGCUGAUUAUCACAGCAAGUUUGGCAUCCGCUGCGACGGCUGUGAGAAGUACAUCACGGGCCGGGUGCUAGAGGCCGGAGAGAAGCACUACCACCCUUCGUGUGCGCUAUGCGUCAGGUGUGGCCAGAUGUUCUCAGAGGGCGAGGAGAUGUACCUGCAAGGCUCCUCCAUCUGGCAUCCGGCAUGUCGACAGGCAGCCAGGACUGAAGACAAGAGCAAGAUGCACAGCUCUGUUUGCAGCCAGCCCUGCCCGGGCACCCUGCCCUGUGCCUUACAGGAAACCAGGACUUCCUCAGAGAGCAUUGUCUCCGUGCCUGCCUCCAGCACGUCAGGGUCCCCGAGCCGUGUGAUCUACGCAAAGCUUGGCGAUGAGAUCCUGGACUACAGGGACUUGGCUGCUCUUCCCAAAAACAAAGCGAUCUACAACAUCGACCGCCCCGACAUGAUCUCCUAUUCGCCCUACAUUAGCCACUCGGCCGUGGGGGACAGGCAGAGCUAUGGCGAGUCACCUCAGUUGCUCUCACCAACGCCGACUGAGGGGGAUCAGGAUGAUCGGUCCUACAAGCAGUGCAGGACCUCCAGUCCCAGCUCUGCCGGCUCAGUCAGCCUCGGACACUACACCCCAACCUCACGGUCACCCCAGCACUACAGUCGUCCAGCUGGUACUGUGAGUGUUGGUACCAGUAGCUGUCUGUCCCUGUCCCAACACCCAAGCCCUACAUCCGUGUUCAGACAUCAUUACAUCCCCUACUUCCGAGGCAGCGAAAGUGGCCGUAGCACCCCGAGUCUCUCAGUGCACUCCGACAGCAGACCUCCUUCCUCUACCUACCAGCAGGCUCCGAGACACUUCCACGUCCCAGACACUGGCGUAAAAGAUAACAUCUAUAGGAAACCCCCUAUCUACAAACAGCACGGUCCUGUAGCCCAGUCCCCAAUGUCCAAGCUCUCUGGCCUGGUGUCAGUUUUGUCCUUGGUGGUGCAGGAGGCAGGGCGCUCCAAGAGAUGGGCAGGGCUGAGCCCACCGCAGGCUGCAGCCGCCAGGCGAUUGGACGUGGAGGACAGCAGCUUCGACCAGGACAGCAGGAAGAAGACAACCUGGCUGCUUCUCAAGGGGGAUGCAGACACCAGAACUAACUCUCCAGACCUGGACAGUCAGUCGCUGUCCCUCAGCAGCGGGACUGACCAGGAACCUCUCCAAAGGAUGGCAGGGGACAGCCUCUACUCACGCUUUCCUUAUUCCAAACCUGACCCUCUUCCAGGACCCAGGAAGGAUGGCCUGGACCUCCGGAAUGCCAACCUGGCCCCUUGUGGAGCAGACCCGGAUGCCAGCUGGGGCACGCGAGAGUAUAAGAUAUAUCCCUAUGAUUCCCUCAUCGUAACAAAUCGAAUUCGUGUGAAACUGCCCAAAGAUGUGGACCGGACACGGCUGGAGAGACACCUAUCACCUGAGGAAUUCCAAGAAGUGUUUGGGAUGAGCAUCGAGGAGUUCGACCGCCUGGCCCUGUGGAAGAGGAAUGACCUCAAGAAGAAAGCCUUGCUGUUCUGACAGCUGCCAACAUCUUACCAGGAGCCUGCUGGGGGGGCAGGGCUGAAGGACCCCACCAGCCCCCUGAAAAUCCCCUCCUGCACCUUGCUCUGCUUCUCUGUGUCAGUAGGGCAGGCAGGGUGCCUGCAGGAGGCAGGGUGGGGCCAGGCCCUGAGGAGCAUCCAGCAGGCAUGGUCCCUUGUAUAGCAAGGAUGCUCUCGCCUGUAGUUUAGGGCCAGGUGCCAGCUUGACCCACUCCUUCCCGCCACAACUGGACAUCAGGGCAGUGUUGCAGCCAGCUAUCGUAGGAGAUCGGGACAGAGCAGUCAGCCAGCCCAGCACCUUUCCGGGGCACCUGGUGUGCCCACACCUGUGCUAGGCACUGGGGCACAGAGUGUCUGGGAAGUGAGCGAAAGGCUUGUCAGGGGCAGACCCUGACACAGUAGGAAUGGUAAGUGUGAGACUUCUCGGAGCAUGAGGAGGUACCAAGCAGCCUUGCAGGCUGAGGCAGGGGAGCCAGGCCAAUGUCUGCGAGGCAGUGGGACAGAGGUUUUCUGCAGUUAUUGUGAUAGAUCUUUUCUGGGGAAUGAAUGUUGACCUGACAGGGUGCCCCCCGCUAAUGCUCUGUGUAUUGUGCCCCUCUUCCAGAUCACCCCCUUAGUUGCCUAAAUGAUAUCUUUCAAGUUACACAGAAGUUUUUAUUUUAUUAAAAAGUAUCGCUUCCUUACACAUAUGAAGACAUAUAUGCAGAGUUUAGUUUUACGGUCCCUGAGAAGGGGAGCGCCUCCGCCUUACACCCUCCCCACCUCCCACUGUGCAGGCCUCUGUGCUUCCAGUCCUCCGUGCUCCUCACAGAUAGGAGCCGGUUUUUUCCCUUCGUCCCUGCUCCUUUGUAUGUGUCACCCAGACAGCCUCAAAGACACUCACUUGCUCGCUCAGCAGUGCCGUUUGUAAAUACAUGUGAAAUGUAUCCAUCUCCUUUUCCCUCUGUCAUUUUCCCAAGUCGCUAAGAGAAGAGCUCCCCCUGAUGGCCAAAUCCCUAGAAUAAAGGUUUCCCCACUGUGGCCUAGUCUCACAUCAACCUGACCAGUCUUCCCAGUAAAGACACUCACUGUAGCCCCUCACCACAUAAACCACGCAUGCCCAGGAAGCAUGCUGUCACGUGACACAGCCACUGACUGCAGCUGCAGUGAUGGACAGCUAGAGGUGGUGCCUCCUCCAACCUGGGUGUCCAGAAGUGGGGGCUAACUAGGGCCCUGGUAGCGGGUAUGGAAGAGCACCCCUGCUGCAGGAUGGGUGGACACUGUGGUCCUGGGUGACUCUAGCUGUCCCCUCCUCUGGGUUGCCCUCACUUUCUCACAUCCCGGGACAUGUGCUGAGUCUCAUUUUGUGCUGGGGUUCUCACCAGCCUGGCUGGGCCGUGGAGGGGAACUUUUGGUACUUAAUCUGCUUCCUGCCACUUAGCAGUCUGGACCUGCGCAACUGGAAAACCCCCACCUCCUCACCCACGAGGUGUCAUGUCAUGUCUGAUCCCUGGGACA
This is a messenger RNA of Mus caroli (Ryukyu mouse), 3820 nucleotides long. NCBI's taxonomy places the organism in Eukaryota, Metazoa, Chordata, Mammalia, Rodentia, Muridae. The record is from RefSeq and is a predicted model, not a curated record.